GAGGAGAGAGUGCACGGGGAGCGGGGCUUUUGUCUGUUGGUCUCCCUGGACUGAAGAGAGGGAGGGUGCAAGUCCAAGGCUGCUGUGAUUCUCAAAAUGGUUUAUUACCCAGAGCUUUCUGUCUGGGUCAGCCAAGAACCAUUUCCAAAGAAGGAAAUGGAGGGAAGGCUUCCUAAGGGAAGACUUCCCGUCCCAAAGGAAGUGAACCGCAAGAAGAACGAAGAGACGGAGGCUGCCUCCCUGACUCCACUUGGCAGCAAUGAACUCCACUCCCCAAGCAUCAGUUACCUCCACUCUUUUUAAUCGUAACACCUCCAUUUGUAUUACGUAUGGUGUAUGGGUAUUGAUGAGGUUAUGGUAUCAUAUAUGGGAUUUUUUUCUGUGUAAAUCAUCAAG
Messenger RNA from Eptesicus fuscus (big brown bat), 396 nucleotides. RefSeq names its product neuronal regeneration related protein (gene NREP). NCBI's taxonomy places the organism in Eukaryota, Metazoa, Chordata, Mammalia, Chiroptera, Vespertilionidae. Bases 97 to 303 code for a protein of 68 amino acids. Gene Ontology annotation, biological process: axon regeneration; regulation of transforming growth factor beta receptor signaling pathway; regulation of neuron differentiation. The record is from RefSeq and is a predicted model, not a curated record. Gene Ontology annotation, cellular component: cytoplasm; nucleus. The transcript is spliced from 4 exons.